AUGCGUUUCACUGCCGCCACUGUUGCCUUCUUCGCCGGCCUUGCCGUUGCCGCCCCCGGUGCUGCUGACCAGACCGUCUACGAGACUGACGAGGUUACCAUCACCUCCUGCGCUCCCACUGUCACCGACUGCCCCGGCCGCACCAGCGCUGAGGCCACUGGCACCCCCGCCAUCACCACCAGCGCCCCUGCUGUCCCUACCAGCAGCGCCCCCGCUGUCAGCGCUGAGUCUUCCGAGACCCCCGCCUGGUCCUCCGAGACCCCCGUCUGGUCCUCCGAGACCCCCGCCUGGACUGCUCCCGCUUCCAGCGCUGCUCCCUCCGGUGCCUCCUCCGGUGUUCCCCCCGUUGCUCCCUCCAUGAGCACCGGUGUUUCCCCCGUCACCACCGGCGGUACCCCUCGGUUGUUGCCAUCACUACUUGCAUCCCCACCGUCAUCUACUCCACUGUUACCCCCUCCGCCACCGCCCCCGGUGCUGGCAACGGCGGUAACGGCGGUGUCCCUCACCCCUCCGGUGCCAAGGGUCCCUCCGGUGUUUCUCCCUCCGGUGUCUCCCCCUCCGGCACUGCCUCUGCCACCCCCGCCGCCUCCUCCCCCGCCUUCAACGGUGCCGGUGCUCUCUCUGGCUCCGUCGGCUUCGCUGGCUUCGCCGCCAUCGCUGCCUUCGUUCUGGCUUAAAUGA
This is a messenger RNA of Penicillium nucicola, 681 nucleotides long. Its product is annotated as GPI anchored serine-rich protein. The transcript has a single exon. Lineage: Eukaryota; Fungi; Ascomycota; Eurotiomycetes; Eurotiales; Aspergillaceae. The coding region runs from base 1 to 681 and encodes 226 amino acids. The record is from RefSeq and is a predicted model, not a curated record.